AUGGCUUGGUGCAGAACUAAAGAAAUCAAUCCGAAGUCUCCCAGACCAGAAGAGGUGGCACAGUUCCUAGCUGACACUUUUUUAAAAGAGGGUCUGGCAUACAGUACGAUUUUGGUACAAAAAUCAGCUGUAGCAACAUUCUGUGGAAUGAAGGAUGACAUAUCCUCAAAUUUUCUCGUAAAGCAGAUACUUAAAGCUAUCCAUAAUUCUAAACCACCUAAUUUUAAAUCGUCGGUGUGGGAUGUAAAGCAAGUAGUAUACUGGUUGAAGCAAAAUCCAAAAGACGACUCACUAUUUGAAAUUGUAAGAAGGACUGCAACUAUCUUACUUUUGAGAUCUGGUCGUAGACUACACGACUUGACGUUAUUGAGGAAUAAAGAACCGUAUUUUACUGACACUGGGCGAGAGAUCUGCUUAUGGCCAGUAUUCGAAGCUAAAACUGAUAACGGUUCCAGGCGGCAGUCUGGUAGGAAGCUUCUUCCCAAUGAGGACAGUAACUUAUGUCCAGUGAAAUGGAUAAGACUCCUAAUUCAGGCAACUAAGGAAAGACGGACUGACAAAAUAGAUGGACAUUUUUUCAUUUCUAUCAGAGGUACUCCAAAACCUGCAUCCAGAACAAUGAUAGUUGGAUGGGUGCGCUCUGUAUUAAAGGAUGCUAGAAUAGAAGCUACUCCUGGUUCUUGCCGAUCUGCAGUAGCAUCCCUAGCCUGGCUUGAAAACAGACCAAUUGAAGAAAUUUUAGAGAGAGGCAAUUGGACAGCUGCUCAGACACUAAUGAAUCAUUAUUGCCGAGAGAUUAAUGCACAGGAACGCGAUAACGGAAAUUAUAUUUUAGACAAUUUUAAGCCUCUUUGA
Messenger RNA from Parnassius mnemosyne (clouded apollo), 855 nucleotides. Lineage: Eukaryota; Metazoa; Arthropoda; Insecta; Lepidoptera; Papilionidae. The record is from the annotation of a GenBank genome assembly.